CCAUAUAAAUACUUUGUUCAAAAGCGGUAGUUGAAAGAGGGUUACUUUGGGGUUUCUCUCGCUAACCAAGAAGGAACUAGGGUUUUACAGAAUACAAGCUCUCUCUCUCUCUCUCGUCGGUUUUUGUCAAUCAAAUCCAAUCCAAUAUCAAAUAUGAGUCGUCAUCCCGAGGUUAAGUGGGCUCAGAGGCUUGACAAGGUCUAUAUCACGGUGCAAUUGGCUGAUUCAAAAAAUGCAAAAGUGGAUCUUACGCCAGAUGGUAUUUUUACCUUCUCCGGUAGUGCUGGUGCUGAAGACCAUCAGUAUGAGCUAAAACUGGAGCUCUUUGACAAGGUUAACGUUGAGGAGAGCAAAAUUAAUGUAGGAGAGCGAAGCAUAUUCAUUGUAGUGCAGAAGGCAGAGGAUGGAUGGUGGAAAAGGUUACUGCGUGGAGAAGGCAAGACUCCACAUUAUGUGAAAGUAGAUUGGGAUAAAUGGGUGGAUGAGGAUGAAGAUGAGGGUAAUACUGGUGAAGUGGACUUGGGAGGGAUGGAUUUCUCGAAAUUUGGGGGGAUGGGUGCUGAUGCAAUGGGAGGGAUGGAUGCAAUGGGAGGCAUGGGUGGGAUGGAUUUCUCUAAAUUUGGUGGGAUGGGUGAUGCAAUGGAUGACAUUGAUGAGAGUGACGAUGAAGAGCAAGAAGUGUCAAAGCCUGUUGAACAAGAUGCAGGCGAGGGGUCGACCGAGAAAAAAGAGGCUGCUCCAAGCACAUAAUGUUGUUGCAAUCAAGACGCUACCCUAGAAUAUGUGCAUGAAAAUUCUCGAGUGAAAUUUUCUCUAUCCUUACCAUUAAUUGGUAGUUUUUUAAGUAGAGACGUUCAUGUGUCUCUCCCGUGUUGGCUAGACUUUUAGCACUUAUUAUUUUACCACCAAAAAAAAUCUCCUUUAGAAUAUUGUAUAAUUGAGAUAUUUUCAUGCUUGAAUGGCGGUAUCCGGAUUUCUACAUUUUUAUGUGUUAUGUAUGUUUUGAACUUGUUUGGAUGGAUUAAUUUGGUAUCCAAA
Glycine soja is the source of this 1038-nucleotide messenger RNA. RefSeq lists its product as uncharacterized. Bases 154 to 750 code for a protein of 198 amino acids. The record is from RefSeq and is a predicted model, not a curated record. Gene Ontology annotation, biological process: protein folding; chaperone-mediated protein complex assembly. Lineage: Eukaryota; Viridiplantae; Streptophyta; Magnoliopsida; Fabales; Fabaceae. The transcript has 7 exons. Gene Ontology annotation, cellular component: cytosol; nucleus. Gene Ontology annotation, molecular function: protein-folding chaperone binding; Hsp90 protein binding.